GUGCUAAUGCACGCACUGUGUGUAAACAACGUAAAUAAAACUUGACAUGAAGCAGACACGGUGCAGUUUGCUCAUCCACGCCCUAGAGGGCGCUGUUGGGGUUUGAACCCAUGCAGCUCGCGACGCGGCGUGCACAUCCACACGCUAGGUGUCGCUGUUGCUUUAAAUCCCUUCCAGGCAGUGACGCGUCUUCGUCGCCCACGCACUAGAGGCCGCUACCGGUUUAAACCAUCGCAAGUUUGCGCCCAACUCUGUUGUCGAAGCGGAAGCUUCACUCUGCGGCCGAGCGACGGGGAUUCGCCGCGAUGCCGCUUCGUCGUGUAGUAACGUCUCGCAGUGAGUGAGCGGGGUGCGAUCGGCGUCUGCUGAGCGCCCGUCGUCGGUAGCAGAGAGCCUCCCGCGCGCUGUGAUGCUCCGCUGUGCCGCAGGCGGCGCGCGCCGAGCUGCUGCGCGGCUCGCGAGUUAACGCGGUGCGCCUCGCGCGUGUGGCUGCCGCUAACCCUCCGAGUCCGCGCCCGCGCGCUGCUAGCCAGGUCGCCGUCUGUGUCUGUGUCAGCGGCGUGUCCGUCCGCGCGCCCGCCCGCCCGCGGGGAUUCUGUGCGGAGACUGUGUGGUGUGGCCUCGGGCUCAGACGCCCUGAGGUCCAUCCGGGAACCUGUGGCUGCAGCUCGAAAGUAUUUAAGGCGUGUUUCGGUUGACUGAGCGCAGUUGUUCGGAGGGGAGCAGCGGCCCGGUCGGCGGCACCGGCACCACCACCAUGGCCGCGGACCUGCAGGCCAAGUACGGGAAGUUGGCGGCAGAGUACUCCAAGCUCCGGGCUCAGAACCAGGUGUUGAAGAAGGCUGUGGUAGACGAGCAAGCCAACUCAGCUUCUGUGAAGGAGCAGCUGAAGCAGAGAGAGCAGAGCCUGCGGAAGGUGGAGCAGGAGAUGGACAGCCUCACAUUCCGCAACCAACAGCUGGCCAAGCGCGUGGAGCUGCUGCAGGAGGAACUGGCUGCCAGCGAGGCCCAGCGAGGCCGGAAGAGCAAGAGCAAAGGAGACUCUCCCUCUCAGCAAGGUCUUCAGACCCAGAGCGUGUUUGAUGAAGACCUGCAGAAGAAGAUCCAGGAGAAUGAGCGGCUACAUAUCCAGUUCUAUGAGGCAGACGAACAGCACCGGCGUCAAGAAGCCCAGCUACGGGCCCGGUUGGAGGAGCUAGAGCGAGACUCGGAACAGCACCAGGCUGUGGUGGAUGGUCUCACUCAUAAGUACAUGGAGACCAUUGAGAAACUGCAGAGCGACAAAGCCAGGCUUGAGGUGAAGUCACAGGCGUUGGAGAGGGAGGCUAAAGAGUGCCGAAUGCGUACUGAAGAGUGUCAACAGCAGCUGAGGAAGUACCAGAUGGAACUCAACAGGCAGCUGGAGCACAGCAGCAAUGUCAUCCAAGAGAAAGUCCCUUUCAAUGACACCAAACACACUGACUACAACUCUCUGAAUGUUCCUCCUCACAACCGGAGACAUCAGUUAAAGGCCCGCGAUGUGGCAGCUCAGGCGCUUAGUUUUGUCCAAGACCUGGUGGCUGCGCUGCUCAACUUCCACAGCUACACAGAACAGAGGGUCCACAUCUACCCCUUGGACUCCUCCAUCGAGCCAAUUUCUCCACUGAACCAGAGGUUCUCGCAGUACCUUCACGAGAAUGCGGCCUAUGUACGCCCCCUAGAGGAAGGCCUGCUGCAGCUGCACCAGAGCAUUACUGAGGACACAGUCACCACCCUGGAAACCGUAGGGAAGCUGAAGGACUUUUCUAGCAACUUUGCUUCCUACACUCACUAUCUUGAGAAGCUUCUACCGUACCAGCUGAAAAGCCUGGAAGAGGAAUGUGAGGCCCCCCUGUGCACUUCCUCUCUUGACUCCAAGAAUAAGGAGAUACAGUCUGACAUGAGGAGGAUAACAGCCCACUUUAAGAAGCUGCAAAGUUACAUCUGCCUGCUGGCCCUUCCCAGUGUUCGUCCGGACACCCUGCCUCAGACCAGCCUCGCCACUGUCUUCACUCACCUGACGGCCUGUCUGCAUGGCCUGCAUGACGCCGUAAAAGAGAUGUCGAAGCACUACAGCCAGAAGGCCAGUCUGGAGCAAGAGCUGCCCACUGUGACAGAGAAGCUCUGCACCACCAACGAAUGUCUGCUGUCCUCCCUCUGCUCCCUUGCCAACUGCACUGGCAAGAUGGCCACGUUCUUCAGUAACAACUUGGAUUUCUUUGUGUCAUCGGCGGGCUACGGGCCCAGGGGUGGAGCAGGCGCCAUCAACCCGCUGCACGCGGAGUGCAUGCUGGGUAACAAAAAGCAGGCAGCAGCAUACAUGCUCGCCCUCAGAAGGUCAAGGCCGGAAUCUGUGCCGUACAAAGAGGCGCUCUCAAAUCGCCGUGUGCUCACCAGCUCCACAGAGAGUCGGGAGGGGCUCACCCAGCAGGUCCAGCAGAGCCAGGAGAAGAUUGCGCGUCUGGAGCAAGAGAAGGAGCACUGGCUUCUGGAGGCGCAGCUGGGCCGGGUGCGUCUGGAGAAGGAGAGCCUGCGCAUUGCUGACCUGGAGGCUCGUCUAGCUGCGGCCCUUGGCACCAGUCCUGCUGUUCAGCCACCCCCCCAGGAUGGCAGCACGAGCCCUGCCACCCAGGAAGAUGCGGAAUCAGAGGAGAAGGGGGCAGGGAAGGAGCUGGCCCAAUCAUCUAGCCUGAUUGGCAUGUUGACCACAACAUUGAGUGGGGAAGACGUGGGAGAUGAGCAGUCCAGGGAGCAGUUAAUAAAGGCGCACUACAUGGCCAGGGUGGGGGAGCUCACGACCCAGCUGCAGAUGUCCGACAGUAAGGCCGUCCAUUUCUAUGCCGAGUGUCGUGCCCUGGCUAAGCGCUUGGCUCUUGCUGAAAAGUCCCGUGAGACCCUGACAGAGGGUGCAAAGCUGGCCAAUCAGAACAUCUCACGUUUGCAGGAUGAGCUGGCCACCACCAAGAGGAGCUACGAGGACCAGCUUAGCAUGAUGAGUGACCACCUCUGCAGCAUGAAUGAGACUCUGAGCAAGCAACGGGAGGAGAUUGAUACACUUAAACUGGGCAACAAGGGAAACUCGAAAAAGAACAAGGGACGUUAAGUUGGACGCAGAAGACGGCUCCCUUUCCUCACCGGAGUAGGCUGGGGGAGACCAAGUGGACCACGCGAUUGCCCAGUACUGUCCUGACGCUGUUGCCGGAAAGCUGCAGCUCAUGUGGCAUCAGACAGUGUUUAAAGUUUGAAGCUACUGGACGGUGGCAGCGAGGUGGGGAGGGGGCAUGUGUGGUGGCUGAGGCAACUCUGGCAGGAAAGCAAGCUUUUUUAAUACUCUGUCUCCAUGUGCAUAUAUAAACUCUUGUUUGUGAUGUGCUUCUUGUUAUGGGCAGGAAGCAGCUGCUUGGCCCCAGACCAAGGGAAAGAAGAAAGGAGGUGGAAGUGUUUCUCUGAGGGGGGGGAGCAUGUCCCUGGGUACUUGCUAAGGGCCAGAGUGUGAUAACAUGACCUCGCUGAGUACCUGUGGGUGGGAAUCACAGCGGAGGAGGGUAAUGAGGGGUCUUGUCUCCGUUUAAGUUGGUGAGAAAUAACACAAACUCAGUAAUGGGUGACAAUACGUGAGUGGUGUGAUGAUGAAAGGCUGUAAUUACGUGCACGAGUGUGAGAACGUAAUCUGUGUGUGUGUGUGAGGGACCAAAGUGUUGCGCACGACAAGCCCAUGUGAAACAUAUAAUGUGAUUUUUAAAACAAUGAACCUCGGGAUGAGAAGGGACCCCUCCAGGUGUUAGACAGAAAGGGGACCCCCCCCCCCCCCCCUCCAAGCUUGUUCCCUCCAAUGACAGGACAUCCUGUUCGGAGCACCUGGCCCGGAGGCAGACUAGAAAUGCAGGUGGUGUCCAUACCUCCUGAAGCCUUAUUCUGCUGGGAGAAGGAGGGGGAGAGAGAAAAGGAGGGAAUUGGAACAAAUCAUCUACCGUUUCUGUUGUAUGUUUUCUACCAAUUUCAUCCACAGGAAAAUAGCUUAAAAUAGUGCACUAAGGAGUUGCCUCCAAACAGUGGAAUAACAAGGGAUCUAAAGGGUUACUGCAUAUAUAUACACACACACACACACUCCUUUCUAUUCAUGUGAAACACGUUGUAUGUAUCCCUUUUUUCAUAAAAUGUUGGUAUCUUGUUCUUUUCUGUGAAGCAACUUUGGAUCUGUAUGCUCUGUAAUUCGAUGAGUGUCGUCUCACGCGGUCAAAAUGUUCAGUGAAGCAGUCCGAGUCCAUAAAGAAAGGCCACGCUUUGUACUUCAGUGUAAGUAUUGAUGAAGAGCUACUCUAUUGCGGCCGUCGCACAAGUCUGGGGUGUGCCAGAUGAUUUACUGGACUGUUCAUCCAUUCAUUGUUGAGUAUCACUGCAAUUAACCUAGCCUGUACUCUGAGAUGGAUGCAUUAAUGAAAUAUAAUAAACAGACUGGGCCCACUGCUGUUGUGUAUGAUUCCCAUCCUCAUUUUACACAAAGAAUUAGAGGACUUGAGGAGAUGGGGCUUUUCAACUCAAAAAUAUUUUGGGUCCCCCCAUUAAGAAAUGGCUUGUGCUGUUUAGAAACGUUUUGUUUCAGUUGGCAGUUGUAAACCAGAAUCAGAUCAACAUCAUUCUGAUGAACCUGA
Scleropages formosus (Asian bonytongue) is the source of this 4670-nucleotide messenger RNA. It is a transcript of the gene ppp1r21, whose product is annotated as protein phosphatase 1, regulatory subunit 21. NCBI's taxonomy places the organism in Eukaryota, Metazoa, Chordata, Actinopteri, Osteoglossiformes, Osteoglossidae. Bases 758 to 3121 code for a protein of 787 amino acids. The record is from RefSeq and is a predicted model, not a curated record. The transcript has 22 exons. Gene Ontology annotation, cellular component: early endosome; membrane.